AUGGCGCUAGUCAAACGUUCGUUAGCUGGCUAAUGCUAACUGACAUGUUUACAGUAGCGUUUACGUUAUAUGUUGUGAUUCCUGCGGACCAUUAGAAAGGGACAACAAUGGAGCUGGUAUGGGAGGACCCUCCUGUUCCUGACACACCAUUCUUUACCAGAGAUUUCUACGAAAAAUAUUCCCUCGCACCUAACAUCAGGGAACUCUGGGCCUUUCUCCAAAGUCCUGUAGAGAAUACCAAGAUAAAACAAGGGUGUGAUGUUGGGGCUGCAAAAGCCUCCUGCUCUCCCUCCACAGAAGACGCUGCAGAGUUUAAAGACAACAGUUGCAUCAGUAAGGAAGAGUCCUUUUGUGACAGCUCUGAUAGCGAUGAUCCAUAUGCAGACAGUGUUGCGGAUGGUGAAGAAGAAUGCAAGGAUACCAGAAAAUCAAGAGUGAAGCUCAAGCAGGUUGAGAAUGAGCCUGUGCCUGCUUACCCUGAACCCAGACUGCCAUUCCCUUGUACGUCCACCCUGUCCAGCAAAGACCAGAACACAUAUCUCGGCUUUUUGAUGAGAAAGAAAAUCAGUGAUCCCCCACAGAACUUAAAAGGACGAGUAAACAAUGAAGUGAUACAGUUCAUGAGGUACCUGCAAGCUGUGGCCAAAAUGUGUGCCGAUGACUACAACUUCAUAUCACAGGGAGCUAUGCAAUAUUCAGAGGAUUUCUUCAGGGGCUGUUUGGAGUGCAUUAAGACAUUUCCUCAGUUCUACCAAAUCCAUGAGAUGACUAGUUUGACAGGGGGAACUUUCAACCCAGGGCUGAAUCUGACCUUUGAAAAACAGCUGCUAAUCAUGGGCAAUGUGGAUAUUACAGACCACAAGAUAGUGCCUGCUGAUGCACAGCUUGCAUCGGAUUAUCAAAGUGUUUCAUCAGAGAAUCCUCCAGCUAAAAAAGCUAAGGACAUGCACGCUAACAUCAGCAGGGAUGGCAAUGCAGAGAAGCUGUGUGCCCGUUAUGAGCCUCACGUGUGUCUGACUCGUGAUGCCCUGGUCAAGCUGCUGGACAACCAUGGCCCUGACUUUGGGGAGCCAUGGGAACUGCCUGUUUGGAUCAAAGUAAAUCCAGAAAAAGGCAGUAGUCAGAAGAAGACUGUGUACAUAGACUCACCCCUCAUGAAGACUGAAAUGACAGUGAGAGAGAGGAGUCACUUCUACCAUGAGGAGAGUUUGAAGCUCUCCAUCAAGAAGAAUGGAAUUAAAAAUGUGUUUCAUUUAAUGACAGAGCUUCCUGCGAAUGAGCAGCAACUCUCUGCGGAGAGCUCACAAAGAAAUCCAGUGUGUUUUGAAAACAACGGUCUUGACUUUGAGGUGGACCUUACUGACCUCGAGACAUUUGGAGAGACAACACCUAUUAAAGCCCCAAAGAAGCAGAAAAUACACAAUGAGCAGGAUGCAUGUGUUAAAACUAAAAAUACUACAAGUGCCCCAACUUUAAGUAAAAGUGAAAGGGCCAGUGAGCAUCUUGGAAACACUAGCAGCAGUUCACUAGAAGAGAUGAACACCUCAUUGAGAGUUAUGGAUGAUCCCAUGAGAAAGGAGGCAGCCCAGCCAGUUGUGAGUGAGUCCAGUGUGCCAAUGAGUGAACUGGUGAGGCAGGACUCUGCACAGGAAAGUGACCAAGACCUUGGGUUUGCAGGAGACUCUGAAGAUGAGAAGCUGGUCAUUGAUGUCUCUGUGUCCCCAGCACCUUCAACACAACCUAAGCCCAUAUCAUGUUCAUCUGACCCCCCUCUCACCCCAGUCUCUAAGACUGACCCUGUAAAUUCAGAGUUAUCUUCCCCUCAAAAAGUUCCAAGGCGUACGCGACAAUCCAAAAGAUCAAAGGCUGGCGACCAACUGGGAGAGAUCCUGCGCAUGCAGACAGCAAUGUUCAACUCUGCCAACGACACAGGCAAAUGCUCCACCAUAUCCCAGGAGACUAACUCACCCAGCCGAAACACGGGACCCUCAGUUCACUCCCAUCAAACGUCUUUGGUAAAGCCCUGUGUGUCUUCAUACUUGGAGAGAAACCAGAACCAGGACGGAGAGACGUGCACUGCCCCCCACAAAUCUGCACCAGUGGUCAACAACAACACGACAGAGCACAAAAAAAUACUGUCACAAGACCUACAGGCUAGUGCGGAGGAUGAACAAGAUUACAAGGCUCCAGAAAAGGGCAACCUACUCUACAAGCUCUACAGUCUGCAAGAUUUGCUGGUCAUGGUGCGCAGCUCUGUCUCACUGACCCAUUCGAGAAAAGUAGGCAGCGGCCAAAACCAGCAUGUGCCAGUGCAUGUCUUGCCCAAACUGGAGUACCAGAUGAGUUAUGGUGUUGAGUGUCUAACCAGCAGUGAGGCUUGCCAGCUGUGGACAGAGACAUUGCUCCACUCCAGCACAGUUUCAUACAUAGCUCACAUCAAUGCACACACAUCAAAAGUAGCUCUGCUGAGAAAGCUGCCAGACGACUGGAAACAGAAUGUCUCCUGUGGGUUCAAGCCAUCAAAGUCACUGAAUAUACUGCACCACCUAUUGAAAAAGCUAACUGGGUUAGACAAAGGACAGUACCUGAUUGUGCACAAAGCAGGGGAACCAUUUGUGACCUUAUUAAAAGCAGCUAAAGUGAGUCGGGGGUCAUACAGCCUGCAGCAGCUCCACAGCUCUGUCCCACAGCCCCCAGCCUCUGGCCUCGUGCCCUGGAUACCUGUUGAUCCAGCUGUGGUCCUACCCUUCCACCGAGCACAUGGCCGUGUCCCCUGCACCUUCCCACCAAAACCCUUCCAAAAGACGACGAGAGAUGGGUCAUCACAGUCCAACAGCUGUGGAGCUGGACAGUCAAACAACUUGAACACAGGAGGCAACACGAAGAAAAAAAAAUCAAAACGUGCGGCAAGGCGUAAGAAGUUUAUGAAAAAGCUAAUUCAGAAGUCCAUUUAAAAUCCCUUAUCAUUGGAUUUAAUAUCAUGUCAUUCUUACCAUUUCAUAUCAUAGGUUAGGUAAAUCAGAGGAGGAGCCGUGUCUGUGUUGGAAAGGAAGGGAAAGGAAAGGUUUCAUACUGGAAAUACAUAAUGAACUUAACUAUAGAUGUGACAGCUGAAGCACUUUCUACAGUAUAGAAUCUAAACUUUGUAUUUCAAUUUUGUUCAGAGAUGUUUUGUAGAUUUUGUCAUUUUGUAAUGUUUUGUAAAAACAGAGCAACAAUAAACUUUGUUCAAGUGUUCA
Messenger RNA from Seriola dumerili (greater amberjack), 3239 nucleotides. It is a transcript of the gene ice2, whose product is annotated as interactor of little elongation complex ELL subunit 2. The record is from RefSeq and is a predicted model, not a curated record. Gene Ontology annotation, cellular component: transcription elongation factor complex. NCBI's taxonomy places the organism in Eukaryota, Metazoa, Chordata, Actinopteri, Carangiformes, Carangidae. The coding region runs from base 108 to 2954 and encodes 948 amino acids. The transcript is spliced from 15 exons. Gene Ontology annotation, biological process: snRNA transcription by RNA polymerase III; snRNA transcription by RNA polymerase II; positive regulation of transcription by RNA polymerase III.